This is a messenger RNA of Tripterygium wilfordii, 1027 nucleotides long. RefSeq lists its product as uncharacterized. The record is from RefSeq and is a predicted model, not a curated record. The transcript has a single exon. Bases 319 to 642 code for a protein of 107 amino acids. NCBI's taxonomy places the organism in Eukaryota, Viridiplantae, Streptophyta, Magnoliopsida, Celastrales, Celastraceae.
AAUCGGAUGAUCGAGCAAAACAGAGUGCUGAAUCUGUAAUUAAUUUGGCUAAUAAUGGCUAUUAAUCCUUCUUUAUGAUCUGUCUUUCAAACCCUAAAAGGAUUCUUUCCUCAAUUAAAUAUGAAAGGAGAAGGACAAAGUUAUCGAAUCCGGAGACCACUUGCACAAAUUCUGCAAAAUGUCCCUUCAUUUCUCUCUAAUUUAUUACUUACUUUUGCCUUCUCAGAUUCCCGGACUACUUCAAUAAGUCGCUCUUAAAAAACCCUAAUCUCUUCCUUCCUUACCAUUCUCUACCUCCUUUGACCGACGACAAUCCAAAUGGACGGAUUCGGAUCCGGGUCAGGGUCCCGUCAAUGGUCGAAUCCAAGUGAUCGGAGGCUCGAAAUCGUGAGCGGGAAGAGUUUCGGGAAUGCCAGCCAGAUCUACGUCGCUAAGCCCCACUCGCCUAACCGACCGCCGCCGCAGAUUAAGCCGAGAGAGGUGGCGUCGAAGCCGUGGGGAUUCGGAGAUCCAGAGAUGAAGAGAAAGAAGAGGAUUGCCAAGUACAAGGUGUACACUGUAGAAGGGAAUGUCAAGGCUUCGUUCAACAAGGGACUCCGUUGGAUUAAGAAUCAGUGCUCCAAACUCGUACGUGGAUAUUAAUUAGUUACACGUCGGAUUCGAGUUGAUCUGGUGGUCUCAAAUUGGUGAUGUGGUGAGAUCUUGAUGGAGUGGGUGGCACAGUGAUACCUCUGAGGAGCCUAAAAAGAGGCAAAAUCUGCAAAUUGAAAUUUGUGGGUUGGAUUUUCUUCAAUACAAAAAUAGAUCAUUUUUUUGUUUGUCAUUAGAUGGCUUUAUCUGUGGAUUGAUUACACUAUUACAGAUUGCUUGAUAGGUAGGCAUUUGGUGCCAUUUUUUAUGGUUCAGAGUAGAUUUUUUUUUGAAAUAUCGCUGAGAAAUAUAUUUUCAUUGGAAUCAAAUUUUAAACCUCUAGUGAUACUCAUUUAUACUUCGAAAGUAAUGGUUGUUAUCUGAGGUUAAUAUAACA